AGCAGACAUGUUGAGGGAAAUGUGCAUCAGUGUGAUCUCUGCUGAUGUUGGUUCUGUCCCACUGAUUCCAUUCUAGGGAAUGUUAACUGUCAGGGAUUUACAGCCUGAUGGGAGCUUCUGCUUUCAUGAAGAACAGGGUUUGUACAAGUUGUGUUGGACGUUGAGUGACAUGAAAAAGGUUGAAUGUAGAAAUAAUGGGUCACAUGAAAUGAGUGGGAAUCAGCCUGUAAAAUGUGCUCUUAUUGUGAAAGUCUGCCUGCUGCUUCCUCAUAGGUGGAGUCCUGACUGGUUCCAGGAAACAGAUCACCUGUCUGAGCGUCCAGGAGUGGACUGGAAACUUUCUUCUUCGUCUUCAGCGCUUUGAAUAAAGUGUGAAGGUAGAAAGUGUGUGUGAGCUGCUGUGAGUUGAGCAUCAUGGAUGAGUGUGAGGACAGAGAGGAGGGAGUCCCUCCCUCUAAAAGCUCUCUGUGUGGGGAACAGGAGAACCAGAGCAAAGCUCAGAGGAAUCCACCUGGACCUGGACCUGGACCUGGAUCCAGCUGUUUGUCUUUGAAGAGUGACCGGUCUAAGGGUCUUCCUAUUAACUUUAAAGGAGAACCAGGUCCUGAAGUAAGAGGAAAGAAGAAGCAUUUUCCUUCCCGGUGGUUUUCCUCUCUAUUUACCAGAAUCCAUCAGAGACCAGAUUCUGCAGUCCAGCAGCAUCACCUGGACUCCAUAUUCAUGCUGCUGGAGGACAACAUGGUGACUUUUGUGAAGAAGGAGCUGAAGAAGAUGCAGAAGCUUGUGAGUCCAGAUUACCCAGAAUGCUCCUCAGAGAGUCAGAGGGAGGAUGAGGAGGAGUUGGAGGGUGGUGAUGAAGAUGAGAGGAGCAGCAGAGAGAUGUUUGAGCAGAUCACAGUGUUGUUCCUGAGGAGGAUGAAGCAGGAGAAGCUGGCUGACUGUCUGCAGAGCAAACUUGCUGCUGGAGUUUGUGGACGUGAACUUAAACGUGGUCUGAAGAAGAAGUUCCAGAGAGUGUUUGAGGGCAUCGCUAAAGCAGGACAGAAGACCCUCCUGAAUGAGAUCUACACAGAGCUGUACAUCACAGAGGGAGGGACUGCAGAGGUCAAUGAUGAACAUGAGGUCAGACAGAUUGAAGCAGCAUCCAGGAAAGCAGACAGAGCAGAAAGAAGCAUCAGAGCAGAAGACAUCCUUAAAGGCUCACCUGGAAGAGAUGGACCAAUCAGAACAGUGAUGACAAAGGGAGUGGCUGGCAUCGGGAAAACAGUGUUAACACAGAAGGUGACUCUGGACUGGGCUGAAGACAAAAGCAACCAGGACAUCCACUUCAUGUUUCCAUUGACUUUCAGAGAGCUGAAUGUGGUGAAAGAGAGAAAGUUCAGCUUGAUGGAACUUGUUCAUCACUUCUUCAGUGAAACCAAAGCAGCAGGAAUCUGCAGCUUUAAAUACUUCCAGGUUGUGUUGAUCUUGGACGGUCUGGAUGAGUGUCGCCUUCCUCUGGACUUCCACAACAAUGAGGUCCUGACUGAUGUUAGAGAGUCCACCUCAGUGGAUGUGCUGCUGACAAACCUGAUCAGGGGGAAGCUGCUUCCCUCUGCUCGCCUCUGGAUAACCACACGACCUGCAGCAGCCAAUCAGAUCCCUCCUGACUGUGUGGACAUGGUGACGGAGGUCAGAGGGUUCACCGACCCACAGAAGGAGGAGUACUUCAGGAAGAGAUCCAGAGAUGAGGAGCAGGCCAGCAGCAUCAUCUCCCACAUGAAGAAGUCACGAAGCCUCCACAUCAUGUGCCACAUCCCAGUGUUCUGCUGGAUCACUGCUACAGUUCUGGAGGAGCUGCUGAGAAGCAGAGAGGAAGGAGAUCUGCCCAGAACCCUGACUGAGAUGUUCAUCCACCACCUGGUGGUUCAGGCCAAAGUCAAGAAGGUCAAGUAUGAUGGAGGAGCUGAGACAGAUCCACACUGGAGUCCAGACAGCAGGGGGAUGAUUGAGUCUCUGGGAAAACUGGCUUUUAAUCAGCUGCAGAAAGGAAACCUGAUCUUCUAUGAGUCUGACCUGACAGAGUGUGGCAUCGAUGUGGAAGCAGCCUCAGUGUACUCAGGAGUGUUCACACAGAUCUUUAAAGAGGAGAGAGGGCUGUACCAGGACAAGGUGUUCUGCUUCGUCCAUCUGAGUGUUCAGGAGUUUCUUGCUGCUCUUCAUGUCCAUCAGACCUUCAUCGACUCUGGAAUCAACCUCCUGGAAGAACAACAACAAACAACAUCCUGUUGGUCUGAAAUGUUCCAAAGUUAUUCAAGAGGUUUCUACCAGAGAGCCGUGGACGAGGCCUUACAGAGUCCAAACGGGCACCUGGACUUGUUCCUGCGCUUCCUCCUGGGUCUGUCACUGCCGACCAAUCAGAAUCUCCUACCAGGCCUGCUGUCACAGACAGGAAGUAGCUCACAGACCAAUCAGAAAACAGCGGAGUACAUCAAGGAGAAGAUCAGUGAGAAUGUGUCUGCAGAGAGAAGCAUCAAUCUGUUCCACUGUCUGAAUGAACUGAAGGAUGUUUCUCUAGUGGAGGAGAUCCAACAGUCCCUGAGAUCAGGACGUCUGUCCACAGAUAAACUGUCCCCUGCUCAGUGGUCAGCUCUGGGCUUCAUCUUACUGUCAUCAGAAGAACAUCUGGACGUGUUUGACCUGAAGAAAUACUCUGCUUCUGAGGAGGUUCUUCUGAGGCUGCUGCCAGUGGUCAAAGCCUCCAAGAAAGUUGUACUGAGUGGUUGUAAUCUGUCAGAGAGAAGCUGUGGAGCUCUGUCCUCAGUCCUCAGCUCCCAGUCCUCCAGGGUGACAGAGCUGGACCUGACUAACAACAACCUGCAGGAUUCAGGAGUGGAGAUUCUUUCUGCUGGACUGGAGAGUCCACACUGUAAACUGGAAGCUCUCAGACUGAGUGGCUGUAAUCUGUCAGAGAGAAGCUGUGGAGCUCUGUCCUCAGUCCUCAGCUCCCAGUCCUCCAGUGUGACAGAGCUGGACCUGACUAACAACAACCUGCAGGAUUCAGGAGUGGAGAGUCUUUCUGCUGGACUGGAGAGUCCACACUGUAAACUGGAAGCUCUCAGACUGAGUGGCUGUAAUCUGUCAGAGAGAAGCUGUGGAGCUCUGUCCUCAGUCCUCAGCUCCCAGUCCUCCAGUGUGACAGAGCUGGACCUGAGUCACAACAACUUGCAUGAUUUAGGAGUGGAGAGUCUUUCUGCUGGACUGGAGAGUCCACACUGUAAACUGGAAGCUCUCAGACUUAAUUACUGUAAUCUGUCAGAGAGAAGCUGUGGAGCUCUGUCCUCAGUCCUCAGCUCCCAGUCCUCCAGUCUGACAGAGCUGGACCUGACUAACAACAACCUGCAGGAUUCAGGAGUGGAGAGUCUUUCUGCUGGACUGGAGAGUCCACACUGUAAACUGGAAGCUCUCAGGCUGCCAGGCUGUCUGGUCACAGAGGAAGGCUGUGCUUCUCUGGCCUCAGCUCUGAGCUUGAAGACCUCAAAUCUGAGAGAGCUGGACCUGAGCUACAACCAUCCAGGAGACUCAGGAGAGAAGAUGCUGAGAGCUAAAGUGGAGGAUCCACACUGUAGACUGGAAACUCUCAGGGUGACGCCUGCUGGAGUCCGAUGGUUGACACCAGGUCUGAGGAAGUAUUCCUGUCAACUCACAGUCGACACAAACACAGUAAACAGAAAACUCAAACUGUCUGACAACAACAGGAAGGUGACACGUGUGGAGGAGGAUCAGUCGUAUCCUGAUCAUCCAGACAGGUUUGACUACUGGGAACAGCUGCUGUGUGAAACUGGUCUGACUGGUCGCUGUUACUGGGAGGUGGAGUGGAGAGGAAAGGUUGAAAUAUCAGUGAGUUACAGAGGAAUCAGAAGGAAAGGAAACAGUGAUGACUCUGAGUUUGGACUUAAUGAUCAGUCCUGGAGUCUGAUCUGCUCUGAUCGUUGUUAUUCUGUCAUUCACAAUAACAGUCAAACAUCCAUCAGGUCCUCCUCAGUCUCUGACAGAGUUUCAGUUUAUGUGGAUGUUCCUGCUGGAACUCUGUCCUUCUACAGAGUCUCCUCUGACUCUCUGAUCCACCUCCACACCUUCAACACCACAUUCACUCAAACUCUCUAUCCUGGAUUUGGGUUCUUCUUGUUCUGGUCUGAUUCUUCAGUGAUUCUGUGCUGAGUUGAGUCUCCAGAGUCUCCUCCUGGUAGAUAAACAGUGUUGAACAGAUAGUUGAGUCUCUCCAUGACUCUGUCCCUCACAAACAUGUUUUCACAUUCAUGGAUUAAAUGUGUUUCUUUGUCAAAUCCUUCUAAAUGAUUCCUUGUAAACUUGUUCCUCUUCAAAGAUGGAAGUUGUGAUUAUUCCAGGAGCCAAAUGUGGUGUUUGCGUCUUUUUCCAGUCAAAUGUUGAGAGUGAAAAUCAGGAUGUGGUGUUCCUCUGAUGCUCACUUGAACUAAAAGCAUUUGAGCUGCACAAAGUGUGAAAUGAGAGAGGAAGCAGUGAAUCUCCAAACUGCUGACAGACUUUCACACAUUAUUGUCCAGUGAAAAUCAGCUUUUUGUGCAGCCACACUUGAUCCUGAUGUGAGUCUUUAAGUCCUGUUCUCGUGAUGAAAUGAGAACUUCCUUCAUCUGUAUCACUCUUUCCAAAGUAUUCUGUGCUCUUCUGUCAUUUAUGUCUUAUUGAUAGAUCCAUUCUUAAUUUUUACAAUAAAUAAGUGCUUCAAUGUUUUGUCAUCAGUUUUUUUUAUAAGAUUCUGAAUUUCUGGUUUCAUCAACAAAUUCUACCAGAUUUAUUUUUCCAUCAAAGCUCCCAUAACCCUAGCUAUCUCUGGAUCAAAAUGUUUUCAGCAUCGAUAUGAUUCCAGUAGAAUUUAAACCCACCAGGACUAUCCAGAUUACAUUGAACUCCGUAAAUUAAACAUUUUUUAGCCUGUUUCAUUCUAUAAAUGUUGUGUUGGGCCGUUAAAGGAGGUUUUCCUCACAUUGUGGUGUAUUUGAACCCUUCCAUGGUCUAAAUUCUUUGAACAGAUCUUGUGCUGUAAUCAAUGUCUAACUUAGUUUUUAUUUUCAUUGCAGUGGUUGAUUUUUCCUGAACAAGAUCAAUGAUUUUAAUCCGUCUUUCUCCACUUUUAUUUGCUCUACCUGUGGCUUUUAAACUAUUCUAGCUUUCUUUUUUAUUCAAUAAAUGACUAAUAACACA
This is a messenger RNA of Acanthochromis polyacanthus (spiny chromis), 5223 nucleotides long. Its product is annotated as NACHT, LRR and PYD domains-containing protein 3-like. Bases 415 to 4200 code for a protein of 1261 amino acids. Lineage: Eukaryota; Metazoa; Chordata; Actinopteri; Pomacentridae. The record is from RefSeq and is a predicted model, not a curated record. The transcript has 13 exons. Gene Ontology annotation, molecular function: protein binding.